Molecule: messenger RNA, 2819 nt
Organism: Dalotia coriaria
Lineage: Eukaryota; Metazoa; Arthropoda; Insecta; Coleoptera; Staphylinidae
Exons: 6
Coding region: 147-2690 (847 amino acids)
Biological process (GO): 7-methylguanosine cap hypermethylation; 7-methylguanosine RNA capping
Cellular component (GO): nucleus
Molecular function (GO): RNA cap trimethylguanosine synthase activity
Source: RefSeq, a predicted model, not a curated record
AUUGACAGUACUUUCGUAAAAAAUGAGGUGAAACUCGGUUGUUUGUGGACGCCUGAAUGCUCAACAAAUUAAAGAACUUCACACAGCGAUGAUAAGCUAGUGAAUAUUAUCAGCAGUGACGGAACGCCGCCGGGGGUAGCGUUAACAUGUGCGACACGCAGUGGGAUCCACUAGUCGAAUUUCUCUUCCGUGUUCCCAACGCCAGCCAAACGUCAAUCGUGUUUUGCGUCUGCAGUCGCUCUUUUUCAAGGACCAAAGAUGAGAAAGAUGAACGUAAUCGGCCAAUCAAUGAAGAGUCAGCGUCAGAGAGCGACCUGAAGGACGAUCCAGCCGAGGACGAUUUUCCUGAGGAUCAUGUCCUGUUAGAAAACGACUUUCAUUGCAGGAAUUCCGACCUUAAACUUGAUGUCGAUGCUGAAGUAGUCAGCUGCUACUGUAGUGCCUCACACACGGAUAACAUAUCAACCGACGAACACGAUAGCAUCCGCGAGCAUUCAACGCGCACGAGCACGCAUUCGCAUUCCCACUCGCAUUCGCAUCGCGGCCUCCAGUCGAGCGACAGCGGCGCCGACCUCACCGAACUCCACGCGCGCACUGACGCCGACGCUGCCUGGCACCGCUUUUGGGCGCAUAACGGCGAACGUCUCAUUUGGGACUCGUGGAUUACCAAAUACAGCGACUACAUUAAUCCUGAUUACUUGACGGCGACUAUUCAGGACGAUGACGGCGACGCCGACGCCAAAGACGAAUCGCAGAAACAUUCCAAGUGUAAGUUCUCUUUUGACAAGCGCGAUAUUGAAAAACUUGAUAAAAGCGAGCAAGGUGGUUCGAGCAAUUUGACCGCGAUUGAUGAAAAUCAAGUCUUGAAGGAUUCUUCGAGACAGGAUAUUAUUCAACGCAAUCGUCAAUUGGUGCGUAAUUUAUCCAACAGUGAUUCGUUUGAUAAAUUAACCGCGGAUAUUUCGGAGGGUUGGAAUCCUUUGUCUCCGUUGAGUGUUGAUUGUGAGACUGAAGCGGAAAGAUUGUUGUUGAGUAGUCGCUGUGGUUCCUAUGCAUCAGGGUCGUUGAGAACGGUUGAUUCUAUGACCAAUGUGACUCGUAUGACUGUUUCUUCGAUUGAUCUAAGCGAAAGUUCCAAAAAUUCGGAAUCUUUUUCUUCGGUAUCUUCUGUGCAGAGCUCGCUGAGUUCAACUAGCUCGGAGGAUUUGGAUGAUAACGCCGAACACGAUAAUCAAUGGAAUUGCCUUUGGAAGAAACACUACGAAGACGAGUAUUUACGUCAGUAUAAAAAGUUUAUGUCCAUUCAAACCGGUGGCGAAGACGUGAAGGAAGCUGCGUUGCCUUUAAUUGCACAAAGUUUGCCACUCAAUCAACAAGUGUUGCAAUCAUUCAACAAGACUUUCAAAGCUAACAAGAGUAAUAAUAGCAGCUUUGAAGAUACUACAGAGGGUAGUAGCCGGAAGAAGAUACGCAGAAAGACAGUCGAGAACGUGGUAGCUUUACUGGGAAGUAUUAAAAUGGACGACGGAAGUGACGCGGUGCCAUCUACUAGUAGAGAUAUUGAUUAUGUAGCUGAGGUUGAUGAGGAAACUUUGAAGAGUUUAGGAUUACCGACUAGUUUCAGUCGCAAAAAGGCCAAAAAACAACUUUCCAAGAGUUUUAAUAGUUUCAGUAGCUUGGAAUCCGAGGGGAGCGCACAGUCCAUGUCAGACCGGGUAAAAUCUGCUUUUAAUUUAAUGGGAAUUGAGUUGCACGAACUUGGUGAACCAAAACUCAAUGGUCAAGUGGAGUACAAAAUGAAGCACAUACGGUUGCAGAAUAGGCACCUCAAAUUGCACAAACCUGUGCACAAAUACUUUGACGAUGACGGAAAUGAAAUCGUCUAUGAGCACGAAGAAAAUGCCAAGGAUGUUGAUUUGAAGAGUACUAGUUCUAGUGAGGAUUUAUUAUCACCUGCCAAUGAUGCUGAGAUUGCUGUGACGGCGAUUGAGAAAGUAUUAACAAAAAAUCAAAAACGGCGUCGAUUUAGAGACAGAAAGAAGCGACAAUUACCACCGGAAAUUAAGGAGAAUCCCAAGUUGAGAAAGUAUUGGGAGCGAAGAUUCUCUCUUUUUAAUAAGUUUGAUAUGGGCAUUAAAUUGGAUGAAGAGAGUUGGUAUUCAGUAACGCCGGAAACCGUAGCCAAACACAUUGCGGAACGUUGCAAGUGCGAUGUAAUUGUGGACGCCUUCUGCGGGGCCGGUGGUAAUGCGAUACAAUUUGCAAAAACAUGCGUAAAGGUGAUUGCAAUCGAUAUUGAUCCGAAAAAGAUAGAACUUGCCAGUCACAAUGCAGAAGUAUAUGGUGUGCGCGAUCGUAUUGAGUUUAUUAAUGGCGACUUUUUCGCUAUUGCUGAGCGUCUGAAAGCGAAUGUGGUGUUUUUAAGUCCACCGUGGGGUGGUCCGGCGUAUUUGCAUCGGCAGACGUAUGAAUUAGAGGAAAUGUUGCAACCACUACCCUUGUCAAAGCUACUGGAAAGUGCCAGGAAGAUUUCCACGAGUGUCGCAUUGUUUUUACCUAAGAAUAGCAACACUUAUCCUCUUAUUCAGGAAGCUGGACCCGGAGGCUUCGUCGAAAUCGAACAGAAUUUCCUCAACAAAAAACUUAUUGCCAUGACUGCAUUCUACAACGAUCUCAUUCAACGCGCUUGAUUUGAAUUAUUUCACACGUUUUUUACCGUUUUAAUCCAGGACAAUUACACCAAAAUGUUGCGAGUCAUUUUUAAGCGAGUUUUCUUUUAAUUUUGACUGUAUGCGAGCAUUAUACGUGCAUUCAAAUAA